Molecule: messenger RNA, 441 nt
Organism: Psylliodes chrysocephalus
Lineage: Eukaryota; Metazoa; Arthropoda; Insecta; Coleoptera; Chrysomelidae
Source: the annotation of a GenBank genome assembly
AUGUUUGUUAAUACCCACAGUUCUUUGACGACUGCAAAAAAAGUUGGAGAAAUAUUAAGGAUACCUACAAUAGAAGAAAAAAGUGGAAAGCACAGGUUCUGCUGCAUUGCCCAAACAGGCGAAAUGGGCUUUAGCAGAUAUGUAGUCCUUCCUGGACCAAACAGAGCACAAACGCCCAGCAUUGUAGCCUCAGUAAAAGCAUUAAGACCCGAGUUAAUCAAUGAAGCAAAAUUAAGAACAAUGCACCUGGUAUUCGAAUUAGAAGAGAGAAAUGCAUCGAGUCUACUACGAAACGCUAAUGAACUUCCACCAGGCCCAGCAAGCCCCUCUGUUUGGAGUUCAGGCAAUAUACCUACGAUUUACAAUUCGCCGUCAUUAGACAAUUACUUAUUAGAUCUAGAUAACUUUCAAUCAAAUAACUCUAAUUUUUAUAUUUGUUGA